Populus nigra (black poplar) is the source of this 596-nucleotide messenger RNA. RefSeq names its product acyl-CoA-binding protein. Bases 140 to 412 code for a protein of 90 amino acids. Gene Ontology annotation, biological process: fatty acid metabolic process. The record is from RefSeq and is a predicted model, not a curated record. Gene Ontology annotation, molecular function: fatty-acyl-CoA binding. The transcript has 4 exons. Lineage: Eukaryota; Viridiplantae; Streptophyta; Magnoliopsida; Malpighiales; Salicaceae.
UGACAUAUCCUCCUCAAUCAGCAAGUGUUUUAACUCUGAAACUCUCGUGUGUAAUGCACGCCUCUUCUUCUUUUUCGCUAUCUGACACGCAAAAAAAAAAAAAAACAAGAAGCAGAGCGAUUACAUUCCAAGUAACGCGAUGGGUUUGCAGGAGGAAUUUCAGGAGCAUGCUGAGAAAGCCAAGACUCUGCCAGAAAAUACAACAAAUGAGAACAAACUUAUUCUCUAUGGGCUCUACAAGCAAGCCACUGUUGGACCAGUGAACACCAGCCGCCCUGGAAUUUUCAACAUGAGGGACAGGGCAAAGUGGGAUGCGUGGAAGGCUGUUGAAGGAAAAUCCAAGGAGGAAGCAAUGAGUGACUAUAUCACCAAGGUUAAGCAGCUGCUGGAAGAAGCUGCUGCUUCUGCCUAGUGUCUUGACCUUUUAGUUAUGUUCUUCAUGUUUCCUUGUGUUUGAAAUAGUUAAAACGCAAGUUAAUAAUCUGUUGUAUUGAAACUUUUACUCUGAAUUCUGCUCCUUUGAGUUAGUUUUAUUAGCAUGUACUUUCAUUAAAACUGGUUUGGAACAAUGAAAUAUUGUCGGGAUGGUUUUUAUA